AUGCUCUCAGACCAACUCUGGAAAAAUCAACAGCACAGCAGCUACGAAGAAGCGAGGAGGAAGAAAAAAUUUCGAGACGAGGCAAAGAACCGAACAAGAAGAAAAAACUUGCAACACACACAGGCCGGAUGCCUGUUCCGUUCCAAGAUCGAGGUCAGGAUAGGAAAGGACCGGAGCAACUCGAACCAAACAAAAUUUCGAAUCUGCCCUGCGGAAGAGCGCCAAGCUGCUGGCAUCUCUCUCUCACCUCGCUCUCUCUUCAACAUCGACCGACCUGGCAGACUGGUCGCGCUGGCUUGUCCCUUGUAG
Pseudozyma hubeiensis SY62 is the source of this 309-nucleotide messenger RNA. RefSeq lists its product as hypothetical. The record is from RefSeq and is a predicted model, not a curated record. The coding region runs from base 1 to 309 and encodes 102 amino acids. Lineage: Eukaryota; Fungi; Basidiomycota; Ustilaginomycetes; Ustilaginales; Ustilaginaceae. The transcript has a single exon.